CAGAGGACAGCAUCGAAAAAAGAAGGAAAAAAAAUCUAGUCGUGCGGUGGCAGUUACAUCCGAUCCUUUCUACAGUAAAAACCCUAUAAUAUUUUUAUAGUUUAAAGUGAAAGCGGAGUGUGUUGUAAUGGGUUACUUUCAGCCCAGUCUCUUCUCGCCAUAAACCACGCCUGGUCGAUGAUUGCCACAGCCACCGUGGGUUAUCUCCUGUGGUGACUUCAAACUCAAGGGCUUUCUUCCCCCUGCAUCUCAAGAACCAGUGAUUGCACUGUUUCUGCAAAACCCUCUUUUCUCUUAUAUUUACCUUUCUUUCCUCCUCCUUCUACAUCAAACUGUCCUGUUACCCCUGUAAAGUCCCGCCUUUGGAGACAAAAUGGAGGACACCUACAAUAACAGGACUUCCCUGGUUAAGGGGGCCAAGGACAUGGCCAAAGAGGCCAAGCGACAUGCAGCAAAGAAAGCCAACAAAGUGGUAGACCGUGCCACAGAUGAGUACUCAACUCAUCGUAACUACACACGAUUCCAAAAUGAAGAAGAUGAAGAUGAGGAUUUCUAUCGGAACUCACAAGGUCAAGAUGGACAGGGCUACCAUGACAAUGAGGAGGGCUCCAGCGAUGCCACAGAAGGUCAUGAUGAUGAGGAUGAGAUUUACGAGGGAGAGUACCAGGGGAUCCCCUCAGCAGGAGACAGUAAGCAUAAAGAGGGCCAGGUGGCGCUGGGACAACCAAUGUCGGAUGCUACAAAGGACCGUAAUGAGCUGGAGCAGGAAAGGCAGGCUGAUGAAGAGGAGCUGGCCCAGCAAUAUGAACUGAUCAUUCAGGAAUGUGGACAUGGGAGGUUCCAGUGGCAGCUGUUCCUGGUACUGGGACUGGCACUUAUGUCAGAUGGGGUAGAGGUGUUUGUGGUGGGCUUUGUGCUGCCCAGUGCAGAAACAGACAUGUGUGUGCCCAACUCCAGCUCAGGAUGGCUAGGCAGCAUUGUUUACUUGGGGAUGAUGGUUGGAGCAUUCUUCUGGGGAGGGAUGUCUGACAAAAUGGGCCGCAGACAAUGCCUCCUCAUUUGCAUGUCUACAAAUGGCUUCUUUGCCUUCCUGUCAUCUUUUGUUCAGGGAUAUGGCCUCUUCCUUCUCUGCCGUCUCGUUGCAGGCUUUGGGAUAGGAGGUGCUGUGCCCAUUGUUUUCUCCUUCUUUGCAGAGGUGUUGUCCAGGGAGAAAAGAGGAGAACACCUCAGCUGGCUGUGCAUGUUCUGGAUGAUUGGAGAGAUCUAUGCAUCUGCUAUGGCCUGGGCCAUCAUACCACACUAUGGUUGGAGCUUCAGUAUGGGCUCAGCAUACCAGUUUCACAGCUGGAGGGUGUUUGUAGUUGUUUGCGCACUGCCAUGUGUGUGUGCUGUGGUCGCUCUUACCUUUAUGCCAGAAAGUCCAAGAUUCUACCUAGAGGUGGGGAAGCAUGAUGAAGCCUGGAUGAUCCUCAAACAGAUCCACGACACCAACAUGAGAGCACGUGGGCAGCCGGAGAAAGUCUUCACCGUAAACAGGAUCAAGAUCCCCAAACAGCUGGAUGAGUUAGUUGAAAUGGAAUCGGAAUCUGGAAAUCCUGUUUCCAAGGUUUUCUUUAGGAUAAAGGCUGAAGUACAUGGGAUCUAUCUGAACCUUAUGAAAUGCUUCAACUACCCCAUGCAAGAAAACAUGAUGCGACUGGCUGUAGUGUGGUUUACUUUGUCAUUUGGGUAUUAUGGGCUCUCUGUCUGGUUUCCUGAUGUCAUCAAACACCUUCAGGCAGAUGAAUAUGCCUCUAAAGUUAAAUUCUACAGCGAUGAGCGCAUUGAAGGCUUUACCUUUAACUUCACCCUGGAGAACCAGAUCCACAAAAACAGCCUCUUCAUUAAUGACCAAUUCAUCAAUAUGAAGCUGAAGUCGGUCAGCUUUGUCGACUCAACCUUUCGAAACUGCUACUUUGAUGACGUGACCUCAGUGGGCUCCUUCUUCAGGAACUGCACUUUUGUCGAUGCAUUCUUCUUCAACACAGAUAUUGAUGAUUCCAAGUUGAUUGAUGGCACAGAGGUGAUCAACAGCACUUUCACCCACAAUAAGACAGGAUGCCAGAUGACAUUCGAUGAUGACUACAGUGCGUACUGGGUUUACUUUAUCAACUUCCUGGGCACCUUGGCUGUUCUGCCCGGAAACAUUGUGUCUGCCCUUCUCAUGGACAAAAUUGGACGCCUGUCCAUGUUAGGUGGCUCCAUGGUUCUUUCUGGCAUCAGCUGUUUCUUCUUGUGGUUUGGCACCAGUGAGUCCAUGAUGAUUUUCAUGUUGUGCUUGUACAAUGGCCUGAGCAUCUCUGCCUGGAAUUCGUUGGAUGUGGUGACCACUGAAUCCUUCCCAACUGUCAGGAGGGGAACAGGCUUUGGGUUCUGUAAUGCUCUUUGUAAGCUGGCUGCAGUCCUGGGAAACCUGAUUUUUGGUUCUCUUGUCGGCAUCACCAAGGCCAUCCCGAUCCUCUUGGCAUCAUCUGUGCUUGUGGGGGGAGGCCUGGUUGGACUCCGGUUGCCUGACACCCGGGCGAAUGUCCUCAUGUAACAUCAGUGUCAGGUUUGCCAACUAGGAUAAAAACCAGUGAGUCCUUGAGGAAGCUCAGAAAGCUUUAGAGAAAGGAGUGCAAGUUUUUUGCUUCAUUAGUUUCUUACUACUAUCAGUCAAAUAUAACUUAGGUUUCAUUAUACAAACCACAUCCUUGUUAUGUUAUUAUAGGCUCAGUUAUUAAGUAGACAAUUUGUCUGGAAGUUUCACAUAACUGAAAUGAGAAUUUGUCUAGGUUUCGAAGCUGACACUUUAGUUGAAGUUUUGUUUGUAUGGUUUCACCCUCUAGCUGCAGUCAUAACCUUGCAUGAAGACACAGCAUGGUUGGAGCUCAAGGCUUUUAAUAUUGAUACAGUCUUAUUAAGACAAGCCAGAUGGAGAGAAAAGUGAAAAACAAGCUGUAAUGAGCACAACCAACCUGCUGUGUGACAACGCAGGGAAUACAUGAUCAGGCAGAGCGGACUCAUUGACAGCUGGUUUACUCACCGAACCCACACACACAGCACUGGGCAUGUGUGCAGGAAAUCAUCAUACAGAAAUGAAUAAAAAUAAUUUUAAGAAAUUAAAAAAAAAAAAGAAGAAAUGAACAAGUACAUAACUCUCAGUUGCCAUCAUACACUUUUCAGCCUAAUACUUAAAUGAAACUGCACACAUAAUACUGUAUCUUGAUCCAUGAUAUUUUCUCUGACAUCUUCAACCUUUCUAAGUAGAUCAUUUGUAUAGGAGACUGAGCCCUUUGAAUUAUGCACCCGUCUCUGAAUCAAAAAGGCCAUACUGAAA
Melanotaenia boesemani (Boeseman's rainbowfish) is the source of this 3358-nucleotide messenger RNA. RefSeq names its product synaptic vesicle glycoprotein 2Ca (gene sv2ca). Gene Ontology annotation, biological process: transmembrane transport; chemical synaptic transmission. Gene Ontology annotation, molecular function: transmembrane transporter activity. Gene Ontology annotation, cellular component: membrane. Lineage: Eukaryota; Metazoa; Chordata; Actinopteri; Atheriniformes; Melanotaeniidae. The transcript is spliced from 13 exons. The coding region runs from base 374 to 2578 and encodes 734 amino acids. The record is from RefSeq and is a predicted model, not a curated record.